UGGAUAUGUAGACUAGUUGUAUUUAACAAACUACCACAUGAUACGGCAACCAUUUAGGUACCAAACGGAGAGAAGGUUGUACGUUUUGCCUGUUUUUUGCAAGAUUCGACGGUGGACAUGGACACUGCGCGUGCGCACUAGAGAUCGUGACAAUGCCAAUCCGGCGUUUGUAAGGUGCACUGUGAAGUUACGAACGGAAGAAACUGAAAAAUGCUUUUGUUCAAGAUAUACGCUGUCGCUUUGCUUGUAGCGGCCGCAACAGCCGAUAAGAAAAUAGAACUAGAAGAUAUCGAAGAGGAUAAUUUGAAAAGUGAAAGGCAAACGGAGUACGAAAAGGAACGUCCUCAAGGACCCAGUGCGGUGUCCGCACCUGAUUUGGGAUAUCUGAAAAAUAAUUUCAUUCAGUACUACGAUGCACCUUCGCCGACAACGCAGCACCCGCGUUACGUGCAACAGUACGCUGUUACUGAAUCACCUGAAGCCCAAUCGAAACCUCAGUAUGAUCAACAUCAACCAGUAGGCUAUAUAUCUAAUGUGCCUAUGCUCUACAUAGUACCACAAUACUACAACGAGCAGAUGCCACAAGUACAACCUCAUGGCACACAAUAUGCUCCUUCUGGACCUCAAAACAGCUACCCAACUAGCCCCGAACAGCAACAACAACAGAACUAUAUUGUCCCAACUUUUAUUACUCCGACCGGGAAUGCACAAGUUCCAAGGUUCAUUCAGCCGUACACAACUCCAGUAGCAUUCAUCGGUUAUCCACAGCCAACACUUCCACCGCCGCAGCCUAGUGCAAGCCCACCACAAUCAUACCAAACAUACCAAAGUCCUAUAGCUAAUUACCAGACAGCACUGGUAGCGCCACCUUUUAAAAAUUAUCAGCAGAUAAAUCAUUAUUCUAAUUCCAUUGACCAAAAUCACGGUCAAGGAUUUUCAUCACAAGCAGAAGGUCCGUAUGUACCUCACCAAGAAUAUCCAAGAUAUUAUAAUUCAAGGGCUCCAGUAAGGGAUGAGUAUAGGACAUCUAUUGAGUUGCCUCAUCCAAGUCCAUUAUUAUUGAAACCAUCGCCACCACACUUAUCACAUAUACCGAAGGCUUUGCCAACAUACCGCCCCUUGUCAAAACCUAUAUACGCAACAAGUGGGCCACUGAUUUCUACCGCUUUCACUCCUAAGCCCGCUGAGGCGUAUGGAGUUCCAUUUAAAAGGAGACCGACGUCUUUAUUGGAAUCCUAUAUCCCAUCAAGCGUCCAACUAGAGUAUUUGAAGAGAGGUUACACCAAAAACGCAUUGUCAACUUACGAGGCAUUGUCGAGUGGUCGGGGUUUUCCCCAAGUUUAUCCCACACCAAGAUAUUAUGAACGUGGUUUUCUUCCCAAUCAAAUGUACCACACCGCAGCUGGUGGUGUCACUUUUGGCCAACAUAAAAGAGCUCCAAAACAAUCUAAGUAAUGAUAAAUUAUAGGAUUAGUAAAUAAGUCAAGCUUAAAAACCCAAAUAGAAUUAACGGAUAAACUUUUCUGAAUAAUGGCAACAAAAUGUUCAAAGUAAUUGUAGUACAACGAUUGUAAAGUGUGAAGAACGAAGUAAUCCCAAAUGGUUUGUGUAUAUUUAUUAAACAUAGUUUUAUUAUGUUCAAAUACAUAAAUGGAAAUUAAAUAAUGGAGCUAUUCUAAUUUUAUAUCGAUCAGUAGGUAUAUUAAACAUAGGGUAAAUUUUUUGAGGAACUUUAAAACCCGAAAGAGUAGGUUUUCAAUUUGUCUAUUUUUAGAAUUUACAAGUAAUUAGGUAUUUGAAUUACCUUUAUGUAUUCGGGCAGUCAUUGUAAAUACUCGUAAUAGGUUAAGUGUUGUUUUGUAGUAAUUUAUAUUGUAAUCCUUAUAUUCAUAAAAGUUAAACCAA
Messenger RNA from Pieris napi, 1905 nucleotides. Its product is annotated as extensin-3-like. The transcript has 3 exons. The record is from RefSeq and is a predicted model, not a curated record. The coding region runs from base 211 to 1455 and encodes 414 amino acids. NCBI's taxonomy places the organism in Eukaryota, Metazoa, Arthropoda, Insecta, Lepidoptera, Pieridae.